Molecule: messenger RNA, 692 nt
Organism: Malurus melanocephalus (red-backed fairy wren)
Lineage: Eukaryota; Metazoa; Chordata; Aves; Passeriformes; Maluridae
Gene: HDDC3
Product: HD domain containing 3
Exons: 4
Coding region: 63-686 (207 amino acids)
Molecular function (GO): guanosine-3',5'-bis(diphosphate) 3'-diphosphatase activity
Source: RefSeq, a predicted model, not a curated record
UGGGACCCGCCUCCACCCGCGUUGUUUCCGUCGCGCCGGGCACGGUCUCCGACACGGCGGGGAUGGGCUCCGAGAAGCCGGCAGUGGAUUCCGAUGUUGCGGCCGUGGGCUCUGCUGCGCCGGCUCUGGGCUCCGCGGCGGCGGGCACGGGCUCCGAGUUGGCGCGGCUGCUGGAGGCGGCGGACUUUGCGGCCAGGAAACACAAGGAGCAGCGGCGGAAGGAUCCCGAGGGCACUCCCUAUAUCAACCACCCCAUCGGCGUUGCCAGGAUCCUGGCGCAUGAGGCUGGCGUGACGGACAUAGUGGUGCUGCAGGCCGCCCUCCUGCACGACACAGUGGAGGACACAGACACCACGUUCUCCGAGAUCGAGGAGUGGUUCGGGGUAGAGGUGCGGCGCGUGGUGGAGGAGGUGACGGACGACAAGACGCUGCCCAAGGCGGAGCGGAAGCGGCUGCAGGUUGAGCAAGCCCCCGGCUGCAGCCACCGGGCCAAGCUGGUCAAACUGGCCGACAAGCUGUACAACCUGCGGGACCUGAACCGCUGCACCCCGCAAGGUUGGUCGGCGGAGCGCGUGCAGGAGUACUUCCGGUGGGCGGCGCUUGUGGUGUCCGGGCUGCGCGGGACGAGCGCGGCCCUGGAGGAGGCGCUGCAGCGCCUGUUCGCGGAGCGCGGCAUCGCCACAUAACCCGCG